Messenger RNA from Striga asiatica, 1773 nucleotides. The record is from the annotation of a GenBank genome assembly. NCBI's taxonomy places the organism in Eukaryota, Viridiplantae, Streptophyta, Magnoliopsida, Lamiales, Orobanchaceae.
AAAUUGAAAUUUUCAUAUUUUUCUUCCGGGUACUUGAAUAUGUAAAAUCUAGAGAAAUCAAUUUUCUUUGCGUAUAGAUAUGCACUACAAUUUGAAAAAAGAAAUACCCAAAUUUGAUAACCUAAUUGGAACUUUCCAAGUUCGGACACCGCCGUGCCGCCGUAGUAAUCCACCACCAGCACCUUUCCCUCGUUUGACCUUUCGCCCAAGCCACCGCCAUUACAUAAUGCAGCUCACCACUCUCCAUCCUCAUUGCUAAGCCCUUGUAUGGCGGCAGCCCCAAUUUCUCUCAAAUCCUCAUCCCAACCCUUUACCCCUUUCCACCUCCAAUGGCCACCGACGCCCCCGCGAAAUUCCAGAAUCCGGAGCUGAUCCCGGUCCCGCAGCACCACACGGAACACCACCCGGAGACCUCCGCCGCGGCGGCGUCGGCCCACGACGGGCUCCACUUCUGGCAGUUCAUGAUCGGCGGCUCGAUCGCCGGCAUGGUGGAGCACAUGGCGAUGUUCCCCGUCGACACCGUCAAGACCCAGAUGCAGGCCCUGGGUUCCUGCCCCAUUAAAUCCGCGAGCGUCAGCCACGCGCUCCAGUCCAUUCUCAAGCGCGACGGCUUCAGAGGCUUCUACCGCGGGAUAGGUGCGAUGGGGCUCGGUGCUGGCCCCGCCCAUGCUGUUUACUUCUCCGUGUACGAAUUCUCCAAGAAGACUUUAUCAGGCGGGAGCCCCAACAAUCCGGCCGCCCACGCCUUGUCCGGGGUGUUCGCUACAAUUGCCAGCGAUGCUGUUUUGACGCCCAUGGAUAUGGUGAAGCAGAGGCUGCAGCUGAGCAGCAGCCCUUAUGGCGGGGUUUGGGACUGUGUGCGCAGGGUGGCCCGGGAGGAGGGUAUUCGGGCUUUCUUUGCGUCUUAUAGAACGACUGUGCUUAUGAAUGCGCCUUUCACAGCCGUGCAUUUCGCGACUUACGAGGCUGCUAAGAGAGGGUUGAUGGAGGUCUCGCCGGAAAGUGCUAGCGAUGAGAGGUUGGUGGUUCACGCCACCGCAGGGGCAGUGGCAGGGGCAUUAGCGGCGGCCCUGACCACGCCUCUGGAUGUGGUGAAGACUCAGUUGCAGUGCCAGGGUGUCUGUGGAUGUGAUAGAUUCGUGAGUGGGUCAAUUCGUGAUGUUAUACGAACAAUAAUAAAGAAAGAUGGGUACAGAGGUCUUCUAAGAGGAUGGAUGCCUAGGAUGCUCUUUCAUGCUCCUGCAGCCGCCAUUUGCUGGUCAACUUACGAAGCUGCAAAAGCUGCAUUCCAAGAAUUCAAUGCAAAUGGGACCUGACAAAGCAAAACUCGAUUCAAUACAAAAAUCUUUUUCAUGUUUCUUUUACUGGCAGAUAAAGUGUAGGGGUUUGCAUGAGUAAAGCUCCAUUCAUUCGGCUUCACGAUUUGGCUUAUGAGCAUCUGAGUGAGGUAAACCCUUUACACACAGGGAGCGAUUACGACCAGAUUGGCAAGCAAGUUUUGGACUUUCGUCACUAUUAGAUGUAAUAUUAGCAGUUACUGAAUUGAAUUAUAGGUGGAAUUGCAGUGUGAGACCUUUAUUUGAACUUUUUUAGAUGCAAUUAUCAUAUUUAUACAAUUUCUGGAUGAGGAGUUUGAUGGGUUUGAAUGGAAUAUGUUGAACUGUAAUAAAAUUUGAGAAUAGUUAAAUUUUAUUUUUCCGAGGAAAUGGAAAAUGAUUCUAAUGUAUGGCAGCUCAUGCUAGCUAUAUUUAUUUUAUCUUUCGAUUCUCGUUG